Molecule: messenger RNA, 15296 nt
Organism: Mizuhopecten yessoensis (Yesso scallop)
Lineage: Eukaryota; Metazoa; Mollusca; Bivalvia; Pectinida; Pectinidae
Product: nuclear receptor coactivator 3-like
Exons: 22
Coding region: 631-6576 (1981 amino acids)
Biological process (GO): positive regulation of transcription by RNA polymerase II; cellular response to hormone stimulus
Cellular component (GO): nucleus
Molecular function (GO): nuclear receptor binding; protein dimerization activity
Source: RefSeq, a predicted model, not a curated record
AGUGGUGAGUGACCUUGUAUUGUUUGUGCUGUGUAAAUAGCUUAUGUAAAGCUGUGUAUUGUAUGGCAAGGCUGGUGAUAUACAGGUAACAUUGGCUCACAGUGGCUGCCCAGUCUUCAGUGUAUUCACAGUGAGCCAGACCUGCACGAACAUCAUGGGAUUACACAUGGGAUUCUGGGGCUAGGGGGGUCGAUCCCUACCCCCUUGCACCAAAACGGGGAUCCUGCAGUCAAUCCCUUGGGAUCUAGUCACCAUGUGACGUGGGGUGUCAUGUACAGGUAGACGAGAUUGUGCUGUGUUUAUGUCCUGAUGGACACCAUAACCUCGGCCGCGGCCAUGUGUUAAUGUCUAUGGUGUUACUGGAAUAUGUCUGUGUGAACCAGUAUAACAGCUAGACCAGGGACUGUAUGUGUGUGAAGAUUGUGCUUGUGUUACAGUAGUCAGUGACCCAUACCUAUAUAUAUACUUAGUAGAGUGGAUUGUGUAAAAAAAAGCAACCAUCUUGUUUGUGGAUUUAAAACUCAAUACAUCAGUAUGUGACAGAAAUGCCUAAAUGAACGGCGGCGUAGGGACCAGGAGAACCUGUACUUCGAGGAGCUUGCAGAGUUAAUUUCAGCAAGGAUCACGGACAUGAACUCCUUCUCAGUGAAACCGGAGAAGUGUGCAAUACUACAGGAGAGUCUGAACCAAAUCAAACAGAUCAAACAAGAAGCAGGAUCAGAGGCAGUACAACAAAGUCAAGUGUCAUCCAGCAAGUCUACAGUUUUGGCCAACAAUGUCAUUGGGCCUCUUCUAUUAGAGGCCCUUGAUGGAUUUCUUUUUGUUGUAAAUGGUCAAGGAAAAGUUGAAUUUGUGUCUGAAAAUGUGUCCAGUUACCUUAAAUAUGUAGAGGAUGACCUAGUUGGAAAAAGUGUCUAUAACAUAAUACAUGUGGGGGAUCAUGCCAAAUUUAGUAGCAGCCUUCUUCCUAUGUCCCUUGGGAAAAUACUACCAGUAUCAUUAGCGAGUGUUAUCCCUUGGUCAACAGAGGCUGUAGCGGCCAAAGGCCGAACAUUUAAUUGUCGCAUGCUGAUUAAACCUCCAUGUGAAGAAAACGAUGAUGUCGAGGUUAAACAAACCUAUGUAUCUCAAUAUGAGAAUAUGCAAAUCUCUGCCAUUUUGCAGCCCGGGGAAAAAUUUUCUGAUGCCUCGGAGAGCACAGAAGGCCAGUCUUGUCUAGUGUGUAUUGCACGACGACUUUCUUUAGCAGAGAAGACCAAUACAAUGCUGGGCAUUGAACAAUUUACUACGAAACAGGAUUUAAACGGAAAAAUUAUAGCUCAUGAUACAAGUGGUAUAGCACCAGGACAUUAUACCUGCCCUAACUUCAUUGGACAGAAUCUCCAGGAUUUUUGCCACCUCAAUGAUGUACAGAUUUUAUCUAAACACAUACAGGAAGUGCUGAAAUCCAGAACCAACACAAGCAGUGUCUAUCGCUUUAAGUUAGAAGGCAGUCGUUAUGUGUUUGUUCAGACUAAGAGCACACUGUUUACGAACCAGAACAAUGGUGACCCUGACUUUGUCAUGUCAACCCAUUCCAUCAUCCGUCAGUGUGACUCUGAUAAUGAACUGAAGGGCUCGGCAUCGUCCAGUCUUAUGAAGUCUAUCAUUGGUCAGUCACCUCUGUUGACCAGCCAGCGAAAUCCAAAUAGCCCUGUAAAUCAGAACUUGUCCAUGAUGCUCGGCACACUUAACCCCUCGUUCAUGUCGCAGGGGAUGGGCUCGGGCGGAGUUAUGCCCCCCCAGGAGGAGGACAGUCUCGACCUCUUUACUUCUUCCCACAGUUGGGAUACAUUUGCAUCCGAGAUCUCUGGGAUUAAUUCCGCAGUAGGAAAUAAUGGCAACUUUGCUAUGUCAAGUGGGAACUCGAGGACACCAGUGUCCCAAAGUGUCAACAUGAAUUCGUGGAACAAUAAUAUUGGAUCAAUGAAAUCAUCUGUCAUGGUUCAACAAUUACAGCAGAGGCCCAACAUGGCACCCCUUCCACAGCAGGUCUCUAUGGCAGACAAACGACAGCUUCAAGCUGCUAUGAACUUCCAGAGAAGUAACUCUUUUGAAACCUCCGGACAGAAAAGUCCAGGGUUCUCUCCAAGCUCAAAUCCGAAAAAUAUGCCAUUUCCUAUGCCAAAUCAACGUAACAUGGGCAUGAUGGGAUAUUCUAAUCAGCGUAGUCCAGGAAGUAGUUCUGGAUCUCUGAACCGUAUGUCUCCCGCAGGAAGUGGGAAUAUCGGAGUGCCAUACCCACAUCAGCGGACUCCACCAAUAUCGUCCGGACCACCUCCAGUGUCUGGGAACCAAGGGAUCCAGUCGUGGGUGAGAAUGCACCCUCCACAAGUCAGCAACAUUGGAGGUCUCGCCUCCAGCCAAUCAGCUACUACUCCCUUACAGGCACUUCAGUCUAUGGACUCCCAGCAGUCUAAUAUGAUUGGAUCCAACCAUGUAAGCCCCUCCCCUCGGCUUUCAGGGAGUGAGUUCAAUUUCCCUGGGUCUGAAAACCAGGGAUUGGAAAAAAGAACUACCCCAUCAAAUGCCCGGGUGGGCAAACUGUGUAUGUUACUGACUCAGACAUCGUCCUGUUCCGACUAUGACUUAUUCAGUCGGAGUUCCUCUGUGGAUAGUAAUGCCUCAGGCAUAAGGGAUAAUAAAAUAUUGGACAGCUCUGUAGUGAAAUCUCCAGCAGAUAGUGGUAUUCAGAGUCCACAGCCGGGACCUGGUCAGAGUCCUCCUGACAAACCUCAGAGCACUACACAGAACGAUGACAGCGACGGCAGGUCAAAGCCUAAAUCUGACCAGAGCAAUUUCAUCCUCAAACAGCUGCUUAGUCAGGAGGAAGACACAGAGCAGGAGGUGGAGAGCAAGGCCAGUAAUGAGGCAGGCACACUGGAAGGCAGCGGAGAAAUGGAGAAAAAUGAGGCAGAGGCUAAAAAGCCAGCCAAUGUAUUACUGAAGCAACUCCUCAGCAAGGAAGAAAAUGCGCUUCUUCUACAAGCCAAGAAUAAGGAAUCGGGCAAUGGAAAGCAGCGCAAGCUCUCUGGGGAGCUGCUACAGAUAUUGCUCAACGAUGAUGAAAUGACCUGUACAUCCGCACCGGCUGAGAGCACUAGUCAAGAGAAUGACCUCUCGUCACGUAAUCGUCACCAGUCAGGACCACAGGAGCCCCAGUCGACGACCAUGACCCCACUAACUCCUCUCACACCCGUGACCCCAUUGACCCCGUUAACCCCUCAACACCCACUACCUCCAACAACCCCCACCCAAUCACAGGGAGGAGGGUCUCUACCCACCCAAACACAACAUGGGACCUCAUACUCGCAAGCUCAAUCCAGCAUGGACCGCCCCACUACAAAGGGGGCCUCCAUAGGGGGCCCAGGUGGGGCUCCAAUGGGGGCAGACAGCGCCAAAAAGAUCCCAAAUACCUCAUCUCUUCUUGGAGACAAAAACCUUGAUAAUCUGCUUAACUAUUUCUGGGAGAAAGGUAAUGAAGAAACUGGUAAUGUUCCAAGCAACAGUAUAGCCUCAAAGGCUCUCAAGCGGAAAGCACCUCCCUCAGAUACUGACGGCCCCGACGGAUCAGACUCCGAGAUGAUAAUGAAUAACAUGAAACAGCAACACCUUCAGGCCCAAUUACAGCUCCAGCUACAACAGCAGCAGCAACAGCAGCAGCAACAGCAGCAGCAGCAACAACAACAACAACAACAACAACAACAACAACAACAACAACAGCAGCAGCAGCCUCAGAGCAGCAGUCUGAUUCAGAAAAAUGCUCUGCUUGCUCGUCUGUUAUCACGUAAAAACGCAAAAGAGACCAAGAUUUUUACACAGUUGACCAUCGGACAGUCUUCAAAUCCUUGUGAAAAUCCUCACAAUAGGUUACCGAAGAAUUUGACUGACAAAAUCAUGGUUCUGAAACCCACUGAAAAACACCAAAACUUGAAUCCAAUAAAGAAAUCAAAAGAGGAUGUAAAUAACAAGGAGUUAAAACUUGAGACUUCCUCCUUCCCUGCUAAUGGCACCAGUAAACCUGACGAUAGUUUGAGUAGGUUGACAAACAACGCUAUGGAUGUUAGCAUUAACUCAAAUAACAACAUGGUAACAUCAUCAAGUUUCAACUCGUUGCCAACAGCAACACCUAACAACACCAGUCAGCAAUACCAGGAGCAGUAUGCCCAGCUACAACAACUGUUGUCAGGUAGCAACCAGGCAAGCCAGCUGCCUAGCAACAUGGAGAUGGACCAGGUGGACAACCCAGACACACUGCUGGACCAGAUCCUCCAGCAGGCUGCAGACUUACAGCAGGACAUGUCUCAGGGCAACAUACAGAGGUCCACUCCAAACUUAAGUGACGAGUCAAUCAUAUCUCAACUGGAGCAGGUACUAAGUGACUCAGGUUUUUCUGAGCUGGAUAACAUGCUGGGACUGACUCAAGACUCGGGCAAGGGCAGGACAGAUGCCAACGAUGAUAUGGCCAUCAAGGCCAUACAGCAACAGCUGAUGAGUGAGGAGCCCUCACAGCCAAACAAGAAAGCCCCACAGCCACCUAUGAUGGGGCAGACACGUGUCAGUUCCAGCAUGCCACAGCCCCAGGGAUUCAACCCAGCGGUGAUUGGACAGCAGCAGCAGCAACAGCUGGGACAAAUGUCUUCAGGGGUGGGGCUUAACAACCUUCGCUUUCAGCUUCAGCAGAUGGCACCACGAGCCCAGCAGCAGCAGCAGCAACAGCAACAGCAACAGCAACAGCAGCCCCCUGCUCUGUCCCCACAGCAAGCGUUCAACCAGGCAGCUCCCUCAAACUUCAGCGCCCAGGGGCCUAGACUUCCCGGACCACAAGUGCCCGUUGCUAGUGCCUUACCUGGUAACCAGCAGCAGCAGAGACCAGUUUUCAACAUGAACCCCAACUCGACAGCCAGCCAGGUACGACAGUCCCUCCUCCACCAACAGAAACUCAAGCAGAUGCGUGAGAUUGAGAAGCGAAGGAUGGAGAGACAGCGACGCUUACUUCAAAGUCAACUGAGCCAGCAGUUCAAUCAACACUUUCCUCCGGGAAUGGAGAACCAGGUAAACACCUUCCCAGAAAACCUUGGAGAUUUAAUGAACAGCGGCAGUGCUCCUAAUGUAACUAUCCAGAGGAAUCAGAUUCCCGGCCCGAUGUCUCCCCAUUACAGUCCGGCGGGUCUACAACAGAUCCUCGGGCCAGGCACGCCCAAUAGCCAGAUGAACCAACAGGGGCCACAAACACCACAGCCCUCCACCACUAAUAUGAACCCUAUGCUAGGGCCGACACCUCCCUCUUCUCAGAUGUCUCCCCACUACAAUCAGCCACAGAACCAGUGGGGAGUGGCGCGGUCACAACAGCCUGGCAGCAUGCAGAGCCCCUUGGGUAUACCACAGGGAUCACAGUUCAAUAUCAAUCGACACCGUUCAAUGUCUGGUGGGUCUAUACCCAACUCCAGCCAUCAACAGAGCCGUUUCCAGUUUCCGGGGGAAGGACAGUUCAGUGGAAGCCAGACCGGGGCAAACUCUAUGGGGAUGUUUAAUCAACAAUCACAACAACAACAGCAGCAGCAGCAACAGAUGUUCAGUCAGAACCGAAUGAUGCAGAGGCAAAUGAGUUUACCUCCAGGCCGAGCGUCGCCGCGCACACCUCACAGUCCCUUCGGGAGUAGUCCCGACCCCUUAUUGAUGUCACCCCAUGCCAUAUCACCCAACACCUCACAUCGGCAGCCGACCAAUCAGGUUAGCCCGCCUUUCAACCAAUCAGUGUCCACAGCUAGCUUCAACCCACCCAUGUCCAACUUCAACCCUGCCGUGUCGACGAUGUCAGGAAUGUCGAGAAUGGGUCAGGUGACCAACUCUCAAGGGACAGCACAGGCGUCAACGACCUUCGAUGACUUUGACAUGCAGUUUGGAGACCUAGAUACUAGUAAAAAGAUAGACCUUGGUUUAGGGAUGGGUGUCAACUCCACCUCUCAAUAUGUCAAACAAGAGCUGAGAAAUAUAUGUGCUGCCAGAUCAGAAAAGCAAAACCAACAACAACAACAACAACAACAGCAGCAACAACUCCAGGCCAUGCAACAGCAGCAGCAGCAACAACAGAUGGCACACCAACAACAGGACAACUACGAAUCUAGUGAAAUUCCUCUCGACAUAUUUGAGCAAAUUGACGAGAUGGCUAAGGAGCACGGUGUUAAUCCCGGACAAAGUCGGGGAGGUCUCAACCUUGGUGACUUCAAAGAAGAAGAGAUUGUCCAGAAACAGCGCCUAGAGGCUAAGGACCGCUAUCAGCAGUUCCAGGCCCUGUCUAAACUGGAAAAGCCAGAACCAGCAGCGGUAUCUGACCCCGAGGUGAAGGCCACAUCUUUAUUUAGAGCACAGCUGUUACAGCCAGGCCAGCAGGCGGGGUCAGGGGGGAGACAGCCAGGACUCACGGACCGACUCAAGGUCCAAGUGGUGCAAAAAGAACCAAGGACGAACUGCGAGGACAUCAAGCCGGCGGAACACAAGAACAGUCUUCUUCAGCAACUUCUCUCCUCGGAAUGACGAAACGCCAGAUUUAGAGUCUGAUAAUUCUUAUUGUUAUUUUUAUGUUGACUUGUUGUCAGUAAGGCUGGACUAACACGGGUUAUAGACAGAUUCCGCUCAGUGUGGACAGAUCCGCGAGGACAGAUCCACACUUCGGAAAGGAAAAUCCACUCAGUGUGGGAUAUUCCAUACAUGGACGACCAACUCUGUGAAAUGUGAUGAGCAUCUGUGUUAAAGAUGGAACCAAGUGUGAAGAGAUUCUACAUGUGGAAGACAGAAUCCACUUAAUGUUAACAAAUAUUUUGGGGAAUUGAAUCCACAUUCGAAGACAACAAUACGUAUGAAUUCUUUUACAUAUGUGGUGUGUUACUGAGGACCACAGAGACUAUAAUUCAUGUGUACGGUGUGGAGACGUGUUUCACAAAAGGCUCCGUGACGAAGGAAUGGACAACAGUCGAAGAUUUUGAUUUCUUGAUUGUAGUCAGCUUGUGGAUCAAAUCCACAGAGUUACGAACAUUCCUUCAGGGAUGCAGGGGUACAGUGUCUUUAGUGUGAAAUAAUCCACUAGUGGAGGUGAUGAAAAUGAGACAGUGGUUAACACUGAAUAGCGACACACAGUGUCAAGCCGUAUGGAUACCACGAACAGAUACCCAGUGUCUUAGUGACGGAUAUGGUAAGCAAGGACAGACACCCAGUGUCUUAGUGACAGAUAUGGUAACCAAGGACAGACAUCCAGUGUCUUAGUGACUGAUAUGGUAACCAAGGACAGACACCCAGUGUCUUAGUGACGGAUAUGGUAACCAAGGACAGACACCCAGUGUCUUAGUGACUGAUAUGUUAACCAAGGACAGACACCCAGUGUCUUAGUGACGGAUAUGGUAACCAAGGACAGACACCCAGUGUUUAGUGACACUUUGGUAACAAAGCAAGAGGCAUACAGUGUCUUGUGAUGUGGUGUGGUGACCGCACUGUGUGGCCGAGUUAUAUGUGGCCAGGGACAAUACGGCUACCAUACAGAGCCCACUGUGGUGAGCUGACGGAGAAUAUGGCUACCACACACAGCAAUGUGUGGCAAGUUUUUGGCAACAAGAGACAAUAUGGCUACCAUACACAGCACUGUGUGGCCGAGUUGUCUGUACAUCCAGUGUGACAGUGUUGAAUAUCUCCUUCCCCUGUUGACUUUGCGACUGUGGCACUGAAGGAUUAAGACCAGGGGGAGGAGGAUGUGUUCGGAGGUAAUAGUGGAGGAGAUACGAAGAUCAAGGACAGCUCUGCUACUCUCCCAGGCCUUGGGAACCAAUCAAUGUGCGUGGGCCAGUACUGCAGGGUACGGCCUACAGCACAAAGUGCCUAAUCAAACAACAAUAAACCAGGGAUUUUUCUUCAUUUAAAACUAUGUAUACUUAUGAAGUAAGUGUAUAUUUUUCGUAUCUGAAGAUAUGUACCACGUUUUUACACGACAACAAUGGAGAAGUAUAGAUUUCUGUAGGUGUCUGUUAUCAUUGAGAUAGACCAAAUAAUUCCUGUGGAAUUUUGUCUUCAAUUCUCCGUGUCGUCGCUGGAUCCUGUGGUUGUCCAAUUUCUAUUUCACCAUAAAUGUUUGAAAGUAAUGGCCAUUUCAACACGUACAGUCCGCUGUACUAUAUUAGCAUCAUCCAUGCCUCUCACAAAAGAACACUAUUAUUUUGACAUACUGAAACUUCUGUUAAUGCCAGAAUUCAUGUACUAUUCAGAAUGAGGAUAAUCGUGACAUUAAAUACAAAUUAUAUAUGACAUGUGAGACAAUUUUGCUAGGCAGCUAAUAUGUAGGCCCCUCCCCCCUUAUUUUUAGAUUUGAUUAAGCUAAUGCCUUAGAAACAGACGGAAACAACUAAAGUUACACAAAUUGUGUUCUUGCCUUUAAUUAUACAUAGUGUGAACCAAAAGUAUGUACGUACCGCAUACAGAUCUCACAACCUUUGACCUUGGUCGGGACUAAUUCCUCCACGACGCCACUAAGUGACGGGAUGGAUGUGUUUGUGUAGGCGAUGUCUUUGUAGAGACAAUUAUUCAAGUGAUGUUUUCCUUAAAAAUCAAAAUGAUGGCUCUUGCUACAUUACAACGAAGUUAGUCGAGGGAAGUUAGUCGAGGGAAGUUUGUGUGAACAUAUGAUACCCAGAUAUAUUUGUCAAGUUGGAAAACGACGUCUGAACCGAGACUGAAUGCUGUAGAGGUUUACAAUUCAGUCGACUCGACGGCAGUGAGGAAGAUCAGCAGACAACUCAUUGACAUACAGGAUAUCAAUAACACUUAUAUUAUGGAAAUACACGGAGCUCACAUAAUAUAUACUCAUUAUCUAGGGCAAAUAAUAAUGGAUCGUGCCAGCUAAGCCUGAUCCAGUGAUGUUGAGGUAUUUCUUCAUAGAAAACCAUAAUCAAAACAGAGGCUGUUUGUACGAGUUUGAGGUUGUACAUGUGACUAGCCUCACACUAAAACUUCUGUCAGAGAAGUUUGUGUGUGGAGGGGGGAGGAAUUAAACUGUGUAAAGUGUAUAUCAUAUACUGUAUGUAUAUAAGUCAUGUCCACAUAUAUAUUAUAUAUCAAAUGUAUGUCUGAUUAGUCAUCCAUUUGAUGAUUUAAAGUAACAUUGUGUAAAAUUACACACUAUUGGUAUAAUGAAUCGUGCAUCCCUUCAUUUUAUUCAUAUUCAUUCAGAUUGUAAAACUAUUUUUGUUUCCCGAAGUGAUAGCAAGAAACUACAAUGUAACUUGGGAGUUAUAUGUAUAUAUAUAACACACUUGGGUUUUUUAGUGUUUGUUUCUUUUUUUGUUUUUAUUUGUUAUCACAGAAGAGAAAUAUAAAACAAAAAAAGAAGCUGAAUUCGUUGGAACUAUUUUUAUCCUAGGAACAGUGCAUUAUUAUAUAUAUAUGUUAUGUGUGUAUACAUGUCUUCGCCACCUCUAGCUGUAGUACAUACUUGUGAUAAUUGUUUCAUUUUUUUUUUUAAUUUUAAAUCUCUUGCCAACUAAGUGUAGUGUCUUUAUCAUUAACAGUUUUAUAAUAGAAAAAGUAUAAUACUUUACUCUCCUUAAUAUAAAAAUUCAAAUUCUGUAAAGUCAUCGAAAGACGAUAUUCUAUAGGUUUAUUAAGGAUAAGAUAAGGUCAUAUUCAACCUGGUGUAAGAAUAUUAUCAAUAAAGGUCAAAUUGUAGGUCAUUCAUGAAAAAAAACAAGUUAUGUAAUAUAGGGACUCUGAAAAGAAAACGAUAAAUUUUAUGAGGUUGUUGGCAGGAAAUGUCACCUUUUUAUGAAAAGGGACAAAUUCCGUAUUGUUUUUAAAGCUAGAAAACCAUUGAUUGGAAGGACAAGUUCAAUUUAGUCUUUAUCUCAUUCACCCCUGAAGACACAUUUUAACUCUUCCAAUUCAAAGGUUGGAAUAGUUCAUUAUGAAAUUUCAGGGGUGAAUGAGUUUUAAGGCCUAAUUCUAUAUGCAGUCAUUGACUUAAAAAGUCAAAUUUUGUUAGAUCACUGACAAGAAAGGUCCCAUUAUAAGGUCAUUGUUAGAAAGAACAGCUUCUUAUAGAUCACAUUAAAUGGCUUUGUUUCCUUGUUCGUUUUUUUUUUAAACUUCUUCUAUCAAUUGAAUAGUUUAGGAAAAUAAAAGGAAUGGUAGACUAAUAAAUUUUAUUGGAGGUAGUUAUAGAAAUGUCCUCUUCUUGAACAUAUUUUUAUCCAUUUUUCUAUUUUAAUGAAAUAAAGUAGCAUAUGUUGCAUUAUGGGUAAUAUCUAGCUACAUAUAUUUCAAUAUAUAUUUUAAAAUUAAAUUUAGAUCCUUUGAUCAUGAAAUACCUACAUUUCAAUUUAAAUCAAUACAGUCAUUUUACCAUCAGUAUACUUCAGAACCUUGUCAAUGGAGAUUUUUCCCCUCUUUGACUAAAGGGAAUGGACAUUUGUCUGUAGACAGGGGAGUAGUUUCUUAAACUUACGCUUGCAUGUUUCUUCUGUAUUAUUUUAGUUUUAGAAAAAUCCACUAAUAGACGUCAAUAGUAUUUUUCGAAUAUAGUAUUUUAAUGAGUUAUGAUAAUAAAUAACAAUGAAUCAGUUUUGUUUAUUAUACUAGGUAAAUUUGAUUACAAUUUUUCAAACAUGCUAAACGGGUCAUAUGAGACUUGCUCAAAAGCGUUCCUACGAUAAAAAUAGAUGAAUUUGCAAUAUUCAAUGUUACGUGUGUACUCAGGUCUUUGAUUCAUGUUGAAAUGGAGUCACUUUGUUCUCCGAUGGCGGCGGCAGUGAUGGUCGGAGAACAAUGUAUUUUUUUUGUUGCGAUUGACGUGGCCAGACAUUGUAUAUGACUAGUAUUAUGUUACAUUGACACUAAGAGAUUAGGAUGCUAGGGCCAGACCUACUGCUCGGUGUUCUAUCUCGUAAAACAUCAAUACCGGUUGAUUUGUCGUGAUAUGUUUAUACAUGUUGUGUCUCUAUUUGUGUGUUUUCUCUUGCAUCAUUGUUCUCUUUAAGAACGGCAAUGGAUAAAAAUAAAUUUAAAAUUGUACCGGGAAAUCUUCAUACGGGUAAUGAGGUGGGACAUGCAGCAGCAUAUCAAGUGGAGUAAUAACAAUAGUAGUGGUUAGAUUCAGGUGUUAAAACAGAAGAUGGAAGUAAUGGAUUUUUAUGCAAUAAAAAUAAAAUAUUAUUAACAUGGUGAUAGUACAAGUAUCAACAGUAGUCGUUUUGUACAAUUAAUUUAAAACAUUGCAGAAAUAAGUCUGUUUUGUUUUGACAAACAAUGGUAGAUUUUUAUAAGACAGUUGAAGUGAUAGCUUAAUUAAACUCAUAUUCUAUGUGAGAAUUCUCAGAAUAAAUAUUCAAAAAGGCUAAAAACAAUGAUUGAGUGAAACGCUUAUCUACCAGGGAUGGUAAAUGAGGAUUGAGUGAAACUUGAGUGAAACGCUUAUCUACCAGGGAUGGUAAAUGAGGAUUGAGUGAAACGCUUAUUUACCAGGGAUGGUAAAUGAAACUAUGGUUGUCUGCAUGUUUUACUGUAGUGAUAAUGACAUAGGGCAAAAGGUCAUAGGACAGAAACAUCUGAACUGGACUAAUAACCAGGGCAACACCAUCGCUUACUUCAGGUGUACACUCUGACGUUGUUCCACCUAUCUAGUGUCGGGUGAAUUACACCUCCAGUCGUAGUUCCACCUAGCUAGUGUCAGGUGAAUUACGCCUCCAGUUGUAGUUCCACCUAGCUAGUGUCGGGUGAAUUACGCCUCCAGUUGUAGUUCCACCUAGCUAGUGUCAGGUGAAUUACGCCUCCAGUCGUAGUUCCACCUAGCUAGUGUCGGGUGAAUUACGCCUCCAGUCGUAGUUCCACCUAGCUAGUGUCAGGUGAAUUACGCCUCCAGUUGUGGUUCCACCUAGCUAGUGUCAGGUGAGUUACGCCUCCAGUUGUAGUUCCACCUAGCUAGUGUCAGGUGAGUUACGCCUCCAGUUGUAGUUCCACCUAGCUAGUGUCAGGUGAAUCACGCCUCCAGUCGUAGUUCCACCUAGCUAGUGUCAGGUGAAUUACGCCUCCAGUCGUAGUUCCCACUAGCUAGUGUCAGGUUAAUCACACCUCUAUGUGUUGUUCCACUAGGGUGAACUGUCCUUCAGAUGUUAAUUAAAGGUUGUGAUAGAAAAGAUAUAUAGAGCUCUAGCAAAGUCAGUGAUUAGGUCCUUCAGGGAAUAAAAGUUUUCAAUCAGCACACUUUCAAAAAUAUAGAAUUUUAUGAUUUAACAUUAAUGGCAGAAUUCAAAAUAGUCAUCAGAGAAGACAAACAUUUUAUCAGACAUUUUGAUUUUCAAAACAAAAAAUUCUUACUUGUAAUGUUCAAAGAAAAUUUGUAACAUGUUAAAACAAGAUUGACAAAGUCUUCUCCAUUUACUUUUAGAUAGUUUGUUUAUAGUGCUGGUGCUGCUGCACUUAGUGAACACAGUUAUUUUACAGGUAAAUGACCGGUAGAAACGACACAGAGCAGGGUUAAUCAGACCCCUGUACAUAGGUAAAGGCUGCAGCCUGUAUACAAUACAUGUGCUAGUUGUUUUGUUUGUUUUAUUUUUCAAAUGCAUAAUAGAUACAGUUAGCUGGAAGCUUAACAUGUCCGGGAUAGAACCUGCUAGCAUAUUAAGGCUGAAAGAAUGUGGAGAAAUUGAGUUCAGAACAGUAAGCUUUUCCUGUAAUUAACUCAUUUACCCCCGUGGACAAAUUUGAACUCUUCCAAUUCAAAGGUUGGAAUACCCAGGUAGUUCAUUAUGGAAUUUCAGGGGUGAAUGAGUUAAGACACUGAAAGCCUGUUUUGUGAUAUAUGAAGAUAACACCAUGUUAUUUUUUUGAUUCUUUUCAUCAAAAUAAAGUUAUGAAUCAUUUGCUGAUUACUGUUAAGCUUUUGCUGAGUGUACUUGGCUUUGAUGUUGGAACUAUUCACCAGAAUAGAGGUAACAGGGUCUAGUUCAACACAAAAUUCUUUGUAAAAUGAUUUUUUUUCUUUUUGUGUUGUAAAUGGAAAAUGUCAGGGGAGAUAACUGCAUUCCCGGUGAUGUUCUGCUUUUAUCUGUUGUCAUGGAAACAGCACAGAGUUGAUAUAUUAUAAUGCAACUUGAUUGAAUUGAUAUUACGUUAAAAGUAAGAAAAGAAGUGAUCGAUGUUGCUGGGGGUGGGGGAGUGUUGUAUCUUUGCCCGGUAAUAGAAAUGUUAGAGAACUACAUACAUGGAUACCCCUAAAUGAUAUGUAAACGCCACUUUAUGCAAUAUAUGCUUGGGUUACAUAUACUUUGUGGCGAAAUUGUUCAGAAAAUAGUUCCUUCAAUUAUAUGACAUUUGUUGAACAGAAUAUAUGUCAUCUAAAAGUUUGAAAAACUCGGCCAUGCUUGUUCAUUAAAUUUAUUUUAUGUUUUCUAAUCUAUGAAUAUUUCCUAAAUAUCUUAGGUAAUAUUCAUAGAUUAGGAAAUAUAAAAUGUUUGGCAACACAAUUUCUCACAAAUUAAAUGUCACUACAAUAAAGAACAGUUUGACGUCAUAAUAACUUCUCUCUGAACUUGAAAACCCAGAUAAUGCUUUUUUUUGUUUGAUGGGAGAAGGAAUAAUUUAUGAAAUACAAAAAGUGUAUUUCAUAAAUCUGAAUGUAACAUAGCUUUUUUUGUUAACGUUCAAAUUUUGUUAUACGAUCCAAGGAAAAAACGUACAUGGAAACACACUGUUUCUAAAGGAAGUCAAAAAUCUGUCCGCAUGCAGGUUUUAUAGCACAAUGUUUUUUUAAUUUUCCAUUUGCAGAAAAUGUAUUUCAAUAGAGUUGUGUUCAAAACUGCACAUACUCUCUAAACAAAUUUUAAAAAAACAUACAUGAUUUGAAAAUUGUUAAUUGAUACUUUUUAUUACAAAAAACUUCCUAAAUAAGAUUUAAAUGUGCCUUAAGGCAAAAAUAUAUUUGUUUUAGUUAUCUCCCUUUACUGUGUUAAAUUCUCACAGAAACAAUGUUUAAGUUACAAUUUUUCAUUUGUAACAUUGAUUUUUAAAAUAUCAAAUGCCCUAUUGCCAUUUCAAAGACAACAAAAUAAGGUAAUAGCACCCAACAAAUCAAAUAUAUCAUUGUUGAAGAAACGCAUUAUCUGGUUCAGGCUAAGUUGUUUUGUGGUUGUAAAUGUUAUGAUUCGGACACCUCGUACUUGGGGGAAAAUAGAGUGUGUUUAUGCUUUCAAUGCUAAUAUGAAUUUUGUCGUUGUUUCUCAAUGAUUCUGCAAGAAAAACAAGAGGGCAAUAAAUGCAAUUUCUGCCGUAGCCAGAAAUUCGGUCUUAGGAUCAGGUUAGUUAAUUCUGUGCAGACUUGCAAUCCUUGAAGUGGUGAGUUUAUAUUGAAAACUCUCAGUCCAAGGGAUGGACAGUUUGUAUUAGGGAAUUCCUGUUCUUGUGACAGGUUUUCAGUUCUAUGAAUCAAUCCAAUAUAAGGGGUGGAUAAUUUGUUUAAAAUGUCUUGCAUGAAUGUGUUUCCAUGCAUGAACAUGUAAACUUUGUUUUUCUUCUUGUCCUUACUUUGUAUUGUUUUCUCUGUCUCCUGUCUAUCCGUUGUUUGUUUUUCCCUUAAAUCAGUUUUGAUGAAAAUGAUGGUUUUGUCAUGCAUUUAACUCCCUCUUCUUUGUUACCUAUUUUCAUAUUUCCAUCAAGUGCUAACAUGAUUUGUCUUUUAAAAACAUAUAUAUAUAUACAUAACAUAUAGCUCUAUAAAAUAAAUCUGUAUAUAUUUGAAAACAUUGAGACGAGGAAAUAUCUUAUUCUUUUUCCGUCAUGAUACCUGUAAAACACUUUUAUUUCACCCCGAGAACAUCAAUUGUCACCUUUUUUCUGUGUUGGUAUAUUGCCUUGUUCCGUGAUUUUGAAGUUUUUGUUAUAUUGUUACUGUGUCAUAAACAUACAUAAGUUUUUUGUUUUCAUUAAUAACAACUGUCUGGCCAGGCUAAAUGUUUAUUAUGAUCAUGUACAAAGUAUAGUGUUGUUAUUUUUGAUGCUUAUUCUCACCAUGUUGUUGAGAGCUUCGGGUCAACUUCGUUUUGUUUCGAGAGUACAGUCUUCGGUUUACUCUCCUUUUUGUUUGGAGGGUAAGGACCUGGGUCAUUCAGUACAAUCACGUCUGUAGGGAGAAUUAAAACAUGUUGUUUUCUGUCAUCUUCAUCAUUGUAUAGCCCAUUAUAGUUCAAUGGAAUUCAGGAAAAAUACAUUAAAGAUAAAUAAAAAUA